Gongylonema pulchrum is the source of this 252-nucleotide messenger RNA. The record is from the annotation of a GenBank genome assembly. Lineage: Eukaryota; Metazoa; Nematoda; Chromadorea; Rhabditida; Gongylonematidae.
AUGAAAGAAAUUUUUCAGGAAGUUGGUCUAAUUGAUGUUCCACCCAAAGCCUUUAACCGGAUACCUCUGAAAGUGAUCGAAGGAUGUAGCAGGUAUCGUAACAGUCGCCAGAAUCUCAGUCGUAUACGGCGCAAUUUAGCUCGAUUUGGUCGUGAACGAAUCAAACAGGAGCACACUCUUGCACUGUAUUCAGUGGUCAGUGGUUUUUCCUCAUUUUCGUCAAGAAUGAGCUCUGUGAAUUUGCAAGUAUGA